AUGGCGCUGGCCCGCGGCUUUUCGCAGCAGGUUGUGAGGAGCUUCGCCCCCGCCUGCGGCUUCAUGACAUCCGCAGCAAUCAGGUUCGGAGUUCGGGAGCGGCGGCGGCGCCCCGCCGGCCGCUCGUGCGGCCCCGUCAGCCACGCCCCAAUCUGCUGCACGUCUACUGCGCAGCCCCCGCUGCUGUCGGACCUGAGCGUGAAGGAGCUGCGCAGCAUGGCGGGCCUCGGCAGCGAGUGA
Molecule: messenger RNA, 240 nt
Organism: Chlorella variabilis
Lineage: Eukaryota; Viridiplantae; Chlorophyta; Trebouxiophyceae; Chlorellales; Chlorellaceae
Product: expressed protein
Exons: 3
Coding region: 1-240 (79 amino acids)
Source: RefSeq, a predicted model, not a curated record